CCCUGCGCCGAGCCCCGCGCCGGAAGGGGCGACCCCGCGGCGCGCGCGGGGCGGGGCCUCUUUCCUGAGCGGGCGGCGGCGAUGGCGGAGCCGCGGGUUCUGGUGAUCGAUGGCCGCGGGCACCUCCUGGGGCGGCUGGCGGCGAUCGUGGCCAAGCAGGUGCUGCUGGGCCGCCGCGUGGUCGUGGUCCGCUGCGAGGGCAUCAACAUCUCCGGCAACUUCUACCGCAACAAACUGAAGUUCCUGGCCUUCCUGCGGAAGCGGAUGAACACCAACCCAUCGCGGGGGCCCUACCACUUCCGCGCCCCCAGCCGCAUCUUCUGGCGGACGGUGAGAGGGAUGCUGCCACACAAGACGAAGCGGGGGCAAGCAGCGCUGGAGAGGCUGAAGGUGUUUGAUGGCAUCCCCCCACCCUAUGACAAGCGCAAGCGCAUGGUGGUCCCGGCUGCUCUCAAGAUCAUCCGUCUGAAGCCCACCCGCAAGUUCGCCUUCCUGGGCCGGCUGGCGCACGAGGUGGGCUGGAAGUACCAGGCGGUGACGGCAGCGCUGGAGGAGAAGCGGAAGGAGAAGGCGAAGCUGCGAUACAACAAGAAGAAGAAGCUGAUGAGCUUGCGGCGCCGGGCCGAGCGCAACGUGGAGAAGAAGACGGAGCCGUUCACAGCCGUGUUGCGCCAGCACGGGCUGCUGCUCUGAAUAAAGGGGUCUGGCGGCUGCUCUGUA
Molecule: messenger RNA, 720 nt
Organism: Phalacrocorax carbo (great cormorant)
Lineage: Eukaryota; Metazoa; Chordata; Aves; Suliformes; Phalacrocoracidae
Source: RefSeq, a predicted model, not a curated record